AUGCCUCGAGCCCGGCCCAUCAUUUUGACGGCGAUGCGGGCUGGAAUGCUGAUGCGGGGCGCAGCCGAGCUCUCAACGAGCGCCGUCCCUUUGCGAGCAGUUGUUGCCAAAAAUCCGGCCUUUCGCAUCACACGACAUGCCACGACAGCGUCCACAUCUGAUGCCGGACUUCCGACUAAAGAAAAACUGCUGAGCGUCGACUGGAUCGUCGAGCACCAGCUGCCCGGGCUCUUCAAGCAGCCCCUCACAGCCUUCAUGAACGCCUGCGAUCGGAACAUUGCGCUAGAAGAUCGCCUCUACAAUUACAACCUGACCUCCAAGGAGAGUCUCUUCAAGCAUAUUGCCAAGCUAAGAAUUUAUUUCCGCUACAAGUUCCCGUUCGUCAAGGUCGAGCACAUCGGAUCUUGCAUCUAUGAGGGCGAAGAUAUGGUGACGAUACUUUGGCGCUUGACGUAUUUGAAGAGUUCAUUCGCGAAUUAUUUGCCAAGCUUUAUGACGGGACGGACGCAGCCGAUGACCGUCGAGGAGGGCGCUAUGGAUUUACACGUGCACGCCGAUGGGACGAUUUAUAAAAUUGUCAACCGCAAGUUGACCGCCGCGGAUCGCGAGGGCUCGAAUAUAAUGAAACAGCUGAAACUCGAGAGCCAAGAGGAGCGGACCGAGAAGAUGGAGCGGCACAUUCGAAAAGAGAUAAACCAGCAGCUU
Mesorhabditis spiculigera is the source of this 705-nucleotide messenger RNA. The record is from the annotation of a GenBank genome assembly. NCBI's taxonomy places the organism in Eukaryota, Metazoa, Nematoda, Chromadorea, Rhabditida, Rhabditidae.